AUGCUGGCGUUCUCGGGCUUGGCAGCAAUCUCUGGGCUUUCCUACAACGUCUUCCGCACUCAAUGCUUCACUCGUCAGGAAGGUCCUGAGAGGUGGGACACACUCAGCAUCGCCACUCCGUCCUCCACCGACGAAGCCAUUCAACGGCUGUCCGUUGCCAUCGCCUCGGCGCAACCGCUGCUGUUCCGUGGGGGUGCGCACGAAGCGAGACCUGGGUUCUUCGGGUGGGCGAGCGACAGCUGGGCACCGCAAGAAUUGCAGGAACGCUUUGGAGAGCUGAAGAUUGAUGGAGGAUACGAUGCCACACUUAGUGAUUUCUUGGACUCCUUCUUUGAGGGCGAAGAUCCGCCGUCGCCUAAAAAGAGCUGUUUCUCAGGAGAUGCACCUGAAGGACCUGCGUGCACGAUGCAAGGAGGAGCUCCCUUUUGCACCAGGCCCUGCCUGAUGAAUGCAACCUUGAACAUUGGCAUUGUAGAGGACUCGGAUCCGCCCUUUGAAGAUGUGCUGGUUGAGAUGUUGAAUUCCUUGCCGUUGCUUCGUUGGCGUGCCCAGCGGGGCGAGGCUUUUGGGUCGCGCGUGCUGACCAGUUUGGUGCCCUCGAGCGUGGGCUUCGCGCCAGAUGCCGACUGGGUUGAGGCAGUGUUGUGGAUCAGCCCCAAGGGAGCGCGCACAGGAUUGCAUCAAGAUGACGAGCCCUGCUCCGUGCUGCACCAGGUCUAUGGGCGGAAGCGUUUGGUGCUCUUUCCGCCCGGUGCAACGCAUGUGCAGCCAGAAGAGCGGCCACACUGCCUGGCGGAGCAUGGAACAAGAUACUCCAAGCUUUCUCUGGAUGAGAUUGAGCGGUCUGGUGGCAAAGCUCUGGAAGUUGUUCUGGAGCCAGGGGAUGCCAUCUUCAUCCCCAACGCCUGGUGGCACGCAGCAGAGGCGCUGAGCCCUUCGGUCUCCAUCAGCGGUCGUGGAGUGACCUUCUGCGAGGGCCUCAGCUUCCUGCCCUUCUGGCUCGCUAUCUUGCUGCAACAUCAGCUACUCCUCCCUGAGGAGCAAGCACGCUGGCUACCACAUUUGAUGGCCAUCACCCUGCCAUUGUUUCCUCUACUUCUCGCUUAUGGUGCUUGCCAGGCAAUCCACAGAUCCAGAUGUUGCCGCACGACCUGA
Durusdinium trenchii is the source of this 1155-nucleotide messenger RNA. The record is from the annotation of a GenBank genome assembly. Lineage: Eukaryota; Dinophyceae; Suessiales; Symbiodiniaceae.